CUGUCGCCCCAGGCGACAGAGAGGCGAAGGGGCGGGGCGAUUACGCACUUCCGCCUCUGGGUAGGACCUGUUGCCUGAGUAACGCGGUGUGGAGUUGCUGGUUUGUAGCUGCGGUCCCAUUCCUCCUUUCCAGUUUCUGAGGCGACGCUAUGAAUCAGAGUGAGAGAUUUGUUUUUAUUGCAGAGUGGUUUGACCCAAAUGCUUCACUUUUUCGACGUUAUGAACUUUUAUUUUACCCAGGAGAUGGAUCUGUGGAAAUGCAUGAUGUAAAGAAUCAUCGUACCUUUCUAAAACGAACCAAAUAUGAUGAUCUUCACUUGGAAGAUUUAUUUAUAGGCAACAAAAUUAAUGUCUUCUCGAGACAAUUGGUGCUGAUUGACUAUGGAGAUCAGUAUACAGCUCGCCAACUGGGAAGUAGGAAAGAAAAAACAUUAGCCUUGAUAAAACCAGAUGCAGUAGCAAAAGCUGGAGAAAUAAUUGAAAUCAUAAACAAAGCUGGAUUUACUAUAACCAAACUCAAAAUGAUGAUGCUUUCAAGGAAAGAAGCCAGAGAUUUUCAUGCAGAUCAUCAGUCAAGACCCUUUUUUAAUGAGCUGAUUCAGUUUAUUACAAGUGGUCCUAUUAUUGCCAUGGAGAUUUUAAGAGAUGAUGCUAUCUGUGAAUGGAAGAGACUUCUUGGACCUGCCAACUCUGGGAUGGCCUGCACAGAGGCUCCUGGAAGCAUUCGAGCCCUUUUUGGGACAGAUGGCAUCCGAAAUGCUGCUCAUGGCCCUGAUUCUUUUGCGUGUGCUGCCAGGGAAAUGGAGUUAUUUUUUCCUUCAAGUGGAGUUUGUGGACCAACAAACACUGCUAAGUUUACGAACUGCACUUGCUGUAUUAUUAAGCCUCAUGCUGUCAGCAAAGGUCUACUGGGAAAAAUCCUCAUGGCUAUUCGAGAUGCGGGUUUUGAAAUCUCAGCUAUGCAGAUGUUCAACAUGGAUCGGGUUAAUGUUGAAGAGUUUUAUGAAGUUUAUAAAGGAGUAGUGUCUGAGUAUAAAGAGAUGGUGACAGAAAUGUAUUCUGGACCUUGUGUAGCACUGGAGAUUCAACAGACUAAUCCUACCAAGACAUUUAGAGAAUUCUGUGGGCCUGCCGAUCCUGAAAUUGCCAGGCAUUUACGCCCUGAGACACUGAGGGCAGUUUUUGGUAAAACUAAGAUCCAGAAUGCUGUUCACUGCACAGAUCUGCCAGAGGAUGGUCUGUUGGAGGUCCAGUAUUUCUUCAAGAUCUUGGACAACUAGCUGUAGAAAAAGCGAAGUCACAGACUGGGGUACUGAGACAGUGACUUGCACACAUGAGAAAUGUGUUCAUUCUUUUAUUGUCCAUUGUUUAAACCUGACUGAAUACAAGAUCAACAAGAGCACUGUACUCCUGGCAAUUAUUACAUAUGUUAGAACAUGGAUUUUGCACUGUAGACAACACUUAACACCAGUCUAUGGGGUACUGCAUUGCUUUUUAUAAAGUCCAAAAUAUUUAUUUUCAAACAAGUGACUUUGGUUUAUUUCAUACAUUACACUUUUUCUUGCAGAAAAAAUAAAAUUGUACAACUGCAUAAAUAUAAAAUUCUUCCACCAUGAAAAUGGUUUAAAAUAUUCAUAAAGACACAGCACCAGCAAUGUGAUGCCUCCAGAGAAAGGAAAAAAGAAAGGAAAAUGUACAAAGCAAAAUAAUCAGCCCUGUCGCCAGCCCAGGCGAUGGGCACUCCGGAUUGCACUGGAGGACCAGGGAGAGAUGGUAAGACAGCACUCGAUCUCAACAGCAAGCACAGCACAACCCAUUACCAUGGUUUUUCUGUAGUGUCACUUAAAAUUUAUAGGGCAGUUCCCCAUGACAGCCCACCCCCACCCCCAGGAAGAAAAAAAAAAAAAAAGACAA
Molecule: messenger RNA, 1914 nt
Organism: Erinaceus europaeus (western European hedgehog)
Lineage: Eukaryota; Metazoa; Chordata; Mammalia; Eulipotyphla; Erinaceidae
Gene: NME7
Product: NME/NM23 family member 7
Exons: 12
Coding region: 150-1280 (376 amino acids)
Biological process (GO): GTP biosynthetic process; CTP biosynthetic process; UTP biosynthetic process
Cellular component (GO): centrosome
Molecular function (GO): nucleoside diphosphate kinase activity; ATP binding
Source: RefSeq, a predicted model, not a curated record